AUGGCAAAUGGCAUGCCAGUUUCCGGGAGCAUCUGGUUCUAUGCCCCGACUAAUAUUGCCCCUAUUCCAUUCGCCGUUCUUUUCGGCGUUUCAGCGAUAUUACAUCUCUGGCAGUGCGCCCACUACAAAGCCUUCAGAGUGACGGCCUAUCUACCCUUCUGCUGCACACUCUUUGCCGCCGGGUUCGCCCUCCGCGAGGUGGGCGCCUUCAAUAUCGGCAAUGUCAAUGUGUACCUCGCCAGCACCCUCCUCAUCUACAUGUCCCCCCCCAUCCUCGAACUCGCCAACUACCACAUCCUCGGCCGCACGCUCUACUACGUCCCCUACUUCUCGCCCAUCCACCCGGGCCGCGUCCUGACCACGCUCGGCUCCCUCUCCGCCGUCGUCGAGAUUCUCAACGCCCUCGGCCUCGCCGUCAUCGCCCUCUUCUACACCCUCGCCGCGCUCUUUCACGCGCGCUGCGCACGCGCCGGCGUCGCCCACCCCCGCGUCCGCGCCGUCCUGUAUUCACUGUACGCCAGCAUGCUACUGAUCCUCGCGCGUACUAUCUACCGCGCCGUCGAGCACUUUGCCGCGCCCAUGGUGGUGGUCGGGGGUGCGGAGGACGCUUGGCGCAGCCUCAGCCCGGUGAUCCGCUACGAGUGGUUCUUCUGGGUGUUUGAGGCCGCGCCCAUGCUGGUCAACGUGCUAAUGUGGAACGCCCGCCAUCCCCGCCGCUACCUGCCGCAGAGCUAUAAGCGGUAUUUGGCUCAGGAUGGCGAGACGGAGCUGGAUGGGCCGGGUUGGGCUGAUAAGCGGAAUUUGGUGAUGACGGUUGUGGAUCCGUUUGGUGUUGUGGCGAUGUGUGAGAAGGACCGUCGCGGGGAGCCGUUCUGGGAGGAGAAUGGGUAUCAUCAUGUGCUGAGCGGGAAGGCGGGGCAGCAGGAGGCUGUCUGA
Molecule: messenger RNA, 936 nt
Organism: Chaetomium globosum CBS 148.51
Lineage: Eukaryota; Fungi; Ascomycota; Sordariomycetes; Sordariales; Chaetomiaceae
Exons: 5
Coding region: 1-936 (311 amino acids)
Cellular component (GO): membrane
Source: RefSeq, a predicted model, not a curated record